UUUACCCGACUGUCUAGACGUACGUCCAUUGCGAACAUCAGCAGACGCGAGUUAACAUCUUAGUGAGCCGGUAACAUCGAGGUUUGCUUGUCUCUAUACCACCUUACCAUCAUGGGUGAGACGGAGAAGCAGCCCGAACAACCCAAGGCUGUCCAGCAGAAAAUGGUCAUCGCUAAUAAGGUGACGGGAACUGUGAAAUGGUUCAAUGUCAAGAGUGGAUAUGGCUUUAUCAAUAGGAACGACACGAAAGAGGACGUGUUCGUGCACCAGUCGGCGAUUGUUAAAAACAAUCCCAGAAAAGCCGUACGCAGCGUGGGAGACGGGGAGGUUGUUGAGUUCGACGUUGUUAUCGGUGAGAAGGGUCACGAGGCCGCUAACGUAACCGGCCCAGCUGGUGAGGCGGUGAAAGGUUCACCCUAUGCCGCGGACAAGCGUCGCGGAUACCGCGGUAUUCACUGGGUGUAUCCGAGACGUGGCAACGGUCGACCGCAGAAUCGUAGGUCGCGGGAGGGCCAGGAGGGCCAAUACGACGCAGGAGAGGGGAAAAUCGGAGAGGACGCCAGUGCCGACGGGGGCGGGCAGCCCCAGCAGCAAAGACGGUACAGACUCCGCCGUCACUAUGACGGAUACUACCGCGGUGGGCGUCGGUCCGGGCCGAAUCAAGGGCAACAGCAGGGGGAUGCUGGCGAAGGUGGUGAACAAGGAGAAGGAACCGGUGGCGAGGGUGGCGCUCCGCCGCGCGGUGGCGGCCGCGGACGCGGUGGUCCAUCACGACGUUACUUCCGCCGCAAUUUCCGCGGGGGGAGAGGCGGUGGCCCGCCACGACGUCCUCGCAGUCAGGAUGGCCAGUCGGAGCAGAAGUCUGAUGCACCUAAAGAUUCGGAUGCACCUGCCGCUGCCCCUGCUCCACAGGAGAGCCAGCCGGUGCAGAACACCACCACCGAAAGCACCGCCUAACUGUGAAUUUAACGCGCUAUUACCGCAGGACAUCCUUUCUAACUACAUAUAACACCAACACCCGUUAUACACCGCAGCAUCAAGAACUAUAAAACAAUUUCAACAAAAAAAAAUCUUAAAAAAGAAAAAUAUUAUAACAAAAAAAGCAACAAACACUACAACACCUCUCUCCACGGCCACCAUUUAAAAUAUGAGUGAAAAGUGAGGGGUGUACAGCCGCGCCUAAUGUGCCCCUUUUCAGCGAGAUAACGGUAGCUUCUUCAUCUUGAGAAUCUAGGCUAGGGCAAUCUAGUAUCUAGACUCUUUAACUUUUAGCCGUUUCGCUGAGAGAACUCAUUAGGAAUGGCCGCGUGCUUCUCGUUUCGGGAAUUUUUGGACAGAAGGGUAAAGCAAUCACGGGGUACGGAGCGACGAAUUCGAGCGCGGCAAGAGAUAGACCUAUAUAUAUACACACAUAUAUAUAUACCUUUUUGUUUUUGUUUUUUGUGUAUUUCUUGUUUCGUAUAUUACUUCUGAUUUUUCUCCGGCAGGGCGUAUUAUAAAUCGUUUCACAUACAUACGCGAUAUUUGAGUUUAUUGCUACAUUUCCGCGAGCUUUCUUCACUUUCGGCGACUUUUCCAUCAAAAGGAGUAGUGAAAACCGAUACGUGGAUACUGCUGGUAAACGAGAAUCCCGCCUGAACAUUUGCCCGUUGUCUCGAAGUCGGUCGUUUCUCUUCGGCUUAUAUUUCGAAAUUGAUGAGCUUACCGUAUUGCUUUACUUUCACUCAUUCAGUAUAAGAGUUGGCGGCACCGUCACCACAUCGUUGUCCUCGAGUAUUUUCAAGUCGCACUGCCAAUUGCAGGGUGACCGCAUUGUUCGGUAGGCGUCGAAUUGAGCGCGCAGUACUUGGUACUCGAGGACGACUAUGCGGCCCGUGGUUCCAAUUUUCUUAUUCAUUACUCUAUCCGCUCUAUCCGAUAAAACAUUAUUGUAAUAGCAUUUAUCAUGGUCGUAUUUUUACAAUUGUUAAUAUCGGCCCCUGGUGGGUCACCAGCGGUAUACUAUUAAUUAGCGAUUAUUAUUUCGACUCUAAGCAUUAGCCAGAAAAUUGGGCGCGAAAACUCGCGAGGUGUCACACGCAGCGAGUUUUCCUCGCGAGCAGCGCGCGAAGAAUGUCACAUACGUGAAAUGUGGUUCCGUUCUUUUUUUCGACAAAGUAACUGUGUACACUUGUAUUCUUCUCUGCGUUUGUGCGUGUUAUUGGGCCAAAAGGCACUUGUGUCCAGUCGCGAGCGGGACGGCUCCUCAUUGUGAUACCUCAUAGACUUAAGCGCGUGUAUAAAUCGUCCGGUCGUUUCUGGAAUUGACGUCGGUCGCACGUGCACCGGGCAAGUCGUUUUUUUUUUAAACAUUAAAUCGCUGACCGCUUGCAUGCGGUAAUCGACUCGAUUUAACUUUACGGAAGCCGGGCGUAUCACGUACCAUCGGCUCGACCGACAAUACGAAUAUCGUAGACUGUCAAGAGUACGAGGGACAGCGCGAACAAACGUAAAAACAAUAUCUUUUCAUGCAUGUAAACAAUUUUUAAAAUUUUAGUUUGUAGUAUCGUCAACAGACGGACAUAUAAAAUAAAUAUACCUUCUAAUUUGAGUAAAAAAAAAAUGAAAAAGAAAAAUUGGAGCAUUUCUAUAUUUGGCAAAAUUUCAUUGGCAUCUGAUCUCCGUCUAUAUCCAGGCGACACAAAGUUCAUUAACGGCACCGCGAGGGUCCACUAGAGUGACAAAUCCUAAAUCACGUCCUCGUGUCGUUUGGAUGUAGCGUCACCGAUGUUACACGGUGUUUAUUGUUUCCGUCGUCGUGUAGUAGUUUUGUACUCGUCGACCGGUGAUGCGCAAAGUGUAUUCGCGAGUGCGGGACGAUUUUCGGAUGACGCCGCGCGCGGCAAGACGCGCCCGGCGUGCGCGAGAUACGAGCGGGAACGCAUUUUUUUUUCCUUUCGAGAGAGAGAGAGAGAGACGCACGGGCGUCUCGUGAAUUUUAUGCGCGCGACAGUUCGCGCGUCGACGGAUAUAACAUGCAUAAUCGCGAAUACAAUUUGUCCCACUCGCCACCGCCUAUACGCGGUGGGCGCGCCGGCAGGAGGAUUCCGCCCAGAGACGUCGCCGUAUAUUAUCACCAUGAUCGUCUUUAAUUGUGUCUCACUGUCCUUACCACGUCCCGUUUGUCAAGUAGCGUUUGCCGCGCCACCAAAACCCGAGUGUGUUGAGUCUUCGUAAAAUUGCAUAAUAUCUUUUGUUUUGUGUAAGCGAAAAUCUGGGAGAUCGGGAGGUUCCGUCUACCUCGUCGGAGGUGCGAAACGCCCGAUCGGUCAGGGUUAGCGGUUUAAGGGAAUAAUAAGAGAAGAAAAAAAAAGAGGGAAGAGAGCGGGAGAGAAAGAGAGAGAGAGAGUGCGUGCGUGAGUGUGGUGCCAAGUGGAGAGAGAUAAACACGCGGUUACGUUACGGCGGACGCGCGUUCGUGAUAUUUGUAUGUGCUAGCACUUUACGACCGAAUAGCGGAGCUGAAAGUGAAAUAAGCGAGGCGAUCGUAAGCGCCGAUCCCAUUCCGAAGUCGCCGUAAUGUUCCUUUUUUUUUUCGGUCUUCAUUCGACUCUGCGAAAGAAAACCCAGCGGACGCGAGAGAUGCUUAUCGAUCGACGCGUCACCCCCCGCGUUUUCCGCUUUUCUAUUACACCGCAAUCCGCGUCCGCUGGGACAAAAGCCCGUGGCGACUCUUCGGGCCGCGUUGUUUAACGUAAUCACCCUCCGUUGUCUAACGUAACCGCGCGUUCCCACGAAAAAAAAAAACACGGUAGAAAGAAAUAUACAAAAAAAAAACGCAAAAAGAAAUCCAAGCGAGAGACGGCCUCUCGAGACAGCGGAAGGGAGAGAGGCGCGGAACAAGCAAAAAUUUUCAAGCGGCACGGCCGAGCGUGGGCGUGCGGUUGUAACUGCAAAAAAAGAACAAUGCAUGUGUUAACAGUGAAUAUCAGAGUUAAAACGAAAACCAAAAGCCGUGAGGACUAAAACCCGAAGGAAAACGAAUCACGAGCGAAUCCAGCAGCUAAACUUCACACACGCGGUUAAAUAAAAAAGAAAAGAAAGAAAGCACACACACACACA
Vollenhovia emeryi is the source of this 4101-nucleotide messenger RNA. It is a transcript of the gene yps, whose product is annotated as nuclease-sensitive element-binding protein 1. Gene Ontology annotation, molecular function: nucleic acid binding. Gene Ontology annotation, biological process: regulation of gene expression. Lineage: Eukaryota; Metazoa; Arthropoda; Insecta; Hymenoptera; Formicidae. Bases 112 to 957 code for a protein of 281 amino acids. Gene Ontology annotation, cellular component: nucleus. The record is from RefSeq and is a predicted model, not a curated record. The transcript is spliced from 7 exons.